Molecule: messenger RNA, 1363 nt
Organism: Limulus polyphemus (Atlantic horseshoe crab)
Lineage: Eukaryota; Metazoa; Arthropoda; Merostomata; Xiphosura; Limulidae
Product: alkaline phosphatase, tissue-nonspecific isozyme-like
Biological process (GO): dephosphorylation
Molecular function (GO): alkaline phosphatase activity
Source: RefSeq, a predicted model, not a curated record
ACUUAUAGCACAGAUAAGCAAGUCCCUGAUUCCGCCUCUACAGCCACAGCAUUUCUCUGCGGCAUCAAAACAAAGUUCCAAAUGAUCGGUGUUUCUGCAAGAACCAAACACCAAGACUGUGAAUCAGUGUUUGGUAAUGAAGUUUCUUCAAUUCUCCAAUGGGCUCAAGUUGCAGGGAAAGACACGGGUAUCAUAACGACGGCCAGGGUCACUCAUGCCACUCCAGCAGCAUCCUAUGCUCACACUCCUUAUCGAAACUGGGAAUCUGACGAGAACAAACCCGAGAACGCCUCCAGAUGCAAGGACAUUGCUCGACAGUUGGUAGAAGAUGAUCCAGGACGUAACAUAAAAGUAAGUUUAUUUGAAUACAGUCACAUGCAAUAUGAAAUUGAACGAAACAAAGAAGAUAACGGGGAACCAUCUAUUGCAGAAAUGACUGAAAAAGCUAUAAACAUUUUGCAGAAAAACCCGAAAGGUUUCUUUUUAUUGGUUGAAGGUGGCAGAAUUGACCACGCCCAUCAUGAGAGCACUGCAAAGAAAGCUUUGGAAGACACGCUAGCAUUCGAAGAAGCAGUGGAGAGGGCUGUACUCUUGACCAAUCAGAAGGACACUUUAAUUGUUGUUACUGCUGAUCACUCUCACGUUUUAACAAUUAACGGUUACCCGGAUCGAGGAAAUCCGAUCCUAGGCAUAGCAGAUAUUUCGGAUGUGGAUCACAUGCCGUACACCACCUUGAUGUAUACUAAUGGCCGAGGAUUCAGAAGAACAGUAGAUGGCAAUAGGUUCAACUUAACUGGUGUCGAUACAACUGCUGACAAUUAUGUUCAACUCGCAGGAGUUCCUAAAAGAGAUGAGACUCACGGAGGAGAAGAUGUAGCCAUCUAUGCUAAUGGUCCGAUGUCUCACUUGUUUCAUGGUGUUCAUGAGCAGAACUACAUUGCUCACGUUAUGGCUUAUGCAGCGUGUGUUGGUUCAAACAAAAAUCAUUGCAGGACGAGGGAUUAUGCUACAGCAUCGACCCUAAAGAGUUCUGUUCCUAACAAUGGAUUAAUUCAUAUUGAAUUCAUCGUUUUAAUUAUUUCAGGAGUCUUUAUCAGUACGACACAUUACAGAAGCUACUAAAAAAUAAUACACUCGGUGAAUCUUUUUCCAGAACAAAAAUAAGAAUAAUGUAUGUCAUUUGAGAUUAUACGAAAUAAUAAGACUUAAAAUAUUUACAAAAUUUGAGAAGUUUAUAAAUUCAAUUAUUGUUGUUAAAAGGAACUCGCAGUUAGAACUGGAUUGUAAUUUCACGGUUUAGAUUCUAGUUGAUUGAAAAAAGGCCUACUAUAUAAAUAAUAUAUAUUUUGAAGACAAAACCGAA